AUGCGACCAGAGGACCAGCCAGAGGCGCCCAGUGGGCCAUGGCGCGCUGCUUCCAUGAUUACAAUGGGCGCCGUGGGGCUUUUGUGCAAAGGGUUUCUCGCUGGGCUGAGCAAAGUCGAGACUCACGGCAUGGACGAGUUUCUACAGCUGCUCGACGAGAGAGAGGACCCUGCAAAGAGGGAGAGGGGACUGAUUACUGUUUCGAACCACAUCUCCGUAAUGGACGAUCCGAUCCUAUGGGGCAUUCUUCCCCUCAGCUACAUGUUCAACCCGGACAAUCUGCGUUGGGGACUUGGGAGUUACGAUUUGUGCUUCACAAAUAAAGGGCUGUCAACUUUUUUCACUUUCGGCCAAGUUCUCCCCACGCAUCGCUCUGCGCAUUCGCAGUACGGCGGCCUUUUCCAGCCCACCAUAACGCAAGCGAUCCGCCUGUUGUCGUGCGGACCUUUUCUGCACGAACAAGACCCUCCAGAGAAGCCCGCGACAUCACUCAAGAGCCCAGACCUUAUUGAUCCCUUUAGCGGCGGACACCUUACCUUCUCUACCAAUGGCCACGACACGUUCCCCGCACCCUCGGCGUACAGAAACCGGCGACAUGCGUGGGUUCACAUUUUUCCAGAGGGCAUGAUCCACCAGAGCGAGCAGAGAAUCAUGCGCUACUUCAAGUGGGGUGUGUCGCGACUGAUACUGGAGAGCGAGCCAAUGCCGGACGUUGUGCCCAUUUUCGUCGAGGGUUUCGACAACAUCAUGCACGAGACACGCACGUUUCCACGAUUCAUCCCACGACCAUUUCAGAACGUGCGGGUGACGUUUGGAGAAAAGCUCGAUACGGAAGAGGUGUUUGGUGACUUGCGCAGGCGGUGGAAGCAGCUUCAGGCGAAGGAACAAGCCAAGGGCGAGCGGCUGGCGGCCGGGGUACUCAACGAUUCGCUCAAGUACUCGAAAGAAGCCGUGGAGAUACGCAAAGAGUGCACAAGGCGCGUACGGCAGGCGGUGGUCGAUGUACGGCGGCAGCGCGGGUACCCUGAGGAUGAUCCAAAGAACAGCCUUGCGACGACAUGGUUGCGCGAGGGGCCUCACAGAGAAGGGCGCAAGGAGGACGACAGCAUCACCAAGGAUGGCUGA
Bipolaris oryzae ATCC 44560 is the source of this 1125-nucleotide messenger RNA. RefSeq lists its product as uncharacterized. Gene Ontology annotation, biological process: cardiolipin acyl-chain remodeling; inner mitochondrial membrane organization. Gene Ontology annotation, cellular component: mitochondrial membrane. Gene Ontology annotation, molecular function: 1-acylglycerophosphocholine O-acyltransferase activity. Lineage: Eukaryota; Fungi; Ascomycota; Dothideomycetes; Pleosporales; Pleosporaceae. The transcript has 4 exons. Bases 1 to 1125 code for a protein of 374 amino acids. The record is from RefSeq and is a predicted model, not a curated record.